Molecule: messenger RNA, 2132 nt
Organism: Acanthaster planci (crown-of-thorns starfish)
Lineage: Eukaryota; Metazoa; Echinodermata; Asteroidea; Valvatida; Acanthasteridae
Product: peroxisomal acyl-coenzyme A oxidase 1-like
Biological process (GO): fatty acid beta-oxidation using acyl-CoA oxidase; lipid homeostasis
Cellular component (GO): peroxisome
Molecular function (GO): FAD binding; fatty acid binding; acyl-CoA oxidase activity
Source: RefSeq, a predicted model, not a curated record
CCCAACUUUUAAGUUCAAACAUGGUCCACCUCCACAGACUUCUUGGACUUUGUGUGUGUUUACAAAGCAAACAGAGACUAGAGUCAGUGGGAAGUGAUUAAGUUGAAGUUAUGGCCCAACCGCAGCAUGACACCAUGAUAACAGAUGACAUUGGGGCUGGAGUCAUCCCACAGAUAGUCAACCCCUUGCUUCAGCAGGAGAGGGACCGGGCCACCUUGACUAAGGACCUGGUCACACGGAUGACUUACAUGAUUGACGGGGGGCAGGACAGAACAGCGCGCAGACGACACAUUGAAUCCUGUCUGUUUGCAGACCCAGUGUUCAGUGAGCGAGACCGCUACAUCAGAACCUCUGUGGAGACCUUUGACAUCGGUGUGGAGCGAUCCAUUCGGCUAAUUGACUUCAAGAAGGUUCACAACAUCACAUUCUCAGAGGUCUGGGAUUAUAUCUACAGGGCCCUGUCCAAUGACUUGACUUUUGGUGUCCACGACUUGAUGUUUGUCACCUUCAUUGAGAACCAGGCCACAGAGGAACAGAAGGAACGCUGGCUGAGUAAAGCUCAGGAUGUACAGAUGCUGGGGACAUAUGCACAGACAGAGUUAGGCCAUGGUACUUACCUUCCUGGAUUGGAGACCACAGCAACAUACAUUCCGUCCACGGAGGAGUUUGUCCUCAACACUCCUAACCUAUCAUCCAUGAAAUGGUGGCCCGGAGCAUUGGGCAAAACUUCCACCCAUGUUAUUCUGAUGGCACAGCUGAUUAUAGGGGGAAAGAAGUACGGCCCACACGCCUUCAUGGUGCAGCUGAGAAGUCUGAAGGAUCACAGUGUGCUUCCAGGCAGAUCAGUGGGAGCCAUUGGGGAAAAGUGGAACUUGGGAGGUGUUGACAAUGGCUACUUGGCCCUCAACAACGUCCGCAUCCCUCGGCAGGACAUGUUCAUGAAAUACUCCGAGGUUACUGCAGAUGGCACAUACAGUAAGAGGGGUAACCCCAAGGUCCUUUACUCUACCAUGAUGGUGGUCAGGCUCAAGAUAGCUCAGGAAUCUUGGCAGUCCCUCGGCCGUGUGCUCGUCACAGCCAUCCGCUACAGUGCUGUUCGCAAACAGGGCCCCAUAGAAGAAGGGGGCCCUGAGGUGGCUGUUCUGGACUAUCAGACUCAGCAGGAGAAGCUCUUCCCUGGUCUGGCCACGGCCUACGCCUUCAAUGCCGUCAGCAAACGACUGCAAGAAGUCUUCGACAAAGUGCAGGCGGACAUCUCGAAAGAGAACUUCAGCGGUCUGCCUGAGCUUCACGCCCUGACUUGUGGUCUGAAGGCAUUCACCACGGACACAGCAACACGCUUCGUUGACACUGCGCGCUAUGCCUGUGGUGGGCACGGUUUUCUGCUGAGCUCAGGUCUGCCCUACAGCUUCUCACGGUUGUCUGCUGGCUGCACCUAUGAGGGGGAAAACACCGUGAUGAUGCUGCAGGUGGCAAGGUAUUUGCUCAAGAGUGCCUAUGCAGCCCAGAACGGAGGCACCCUAGCUUCAUCAAUUGCCUACCUGGCUGAAGACAACAGUGGUCAGACAUGGCCAGCGCAGACAGUGAAAGAUGUGACAGAUUGUGGGCUGCUCUGCAAAGCUUAUCAGCACCGAGCCUAUCGUCUGGUCAGUCAGGCUGGCCAGCAUGUGACACAGCUGAUGGGCAAGGGGCAGUCCCAGGGUGCCGCCUGGAACAACUCCACCAUAGACCUGGUGCGCGCUGCCAAGGCUCACAUGCAGUUCUAUACUGUGGCCAUAUUUUUUGACGUGAUGAAAUCCUUGAAUGUGGACCCAGCCAUCAGGGCCGUACUGCAGACCCUCAGCUGCCUCUAUGCCGUCUACAUGAUGGACCAGAGCAUCGGCGACUUUCUGGAGGACGGUUACGUGAAUGCCGACCAGGCUCAGAUGAUCCACGCUCAGUAUCUGGCCCUCCUAAGUGCUGUCAGACCUGAAGCUGUUCCACUGGUGGAUGCCUUUGACUUCUCUGACAUGACUGUACACUCAGUGCUUGGAUGCUACGAUGGUAAUGUGUAUGAGAGACUCUAUGAGCAUGCCCUGAGGGACCCCAAGAAUAAGACCGAGAUGGGAGCCAGCCAGUGGGACACAGCUUGA